Molecule: messenger RNA, 198 nt
Organism: Prunus armeniaca (apricot)
Lineage: Eukaryota; Viridiplantae; Streptophyta; Magnoliopsida; Rosales; Rosaceae
Source: the annotation of a GenBank genome assembly
AUGGAUCCUAAUCCAUUCCCUCCACCAGCAAGAGGCAGAAGAGGCAUGGGGGAGUCAACCCUUUUGCCAACAAUGAUAGGAACAGAUUGGGGGCAAACUGGAGGAAUCAUCCGGACUUUCAAGAAGAGGAAGAGCAUAGGGAGGAAGCUCUACCCAGCCCAUACAGGAUGGACCAGAUGCAGCCAGAACAGGGACUAA